CGUUGACGUAGUCAGUUUCACACUGAACUCUGCUGAUUUUAGGAGUGAACACCGGGGUUGAGAGUGCUAGAGAAUGGUGGGCCUCCGCAGGGGCACGUGAGACACAAUUCGAAUUCAGGACGGUUGAAAUCGACGCGGCUCCGCUUCAGACGGUCCAGAUGACAGACCCACCGGCCGGCCAAAUGAACGCUUUUCCACCGAGGCUCUGAACGACUUCAGCUGCUAUCCUGUUACAUUUUGGGGGAAGGACGUGAAACAGCCCCCGAGACGGACAUUCACACGCCAAGAGGAAGUCUCGAAAGACCACAGGCUCUUAAAAGAGGCCUCACAGCACUUACCAGACACACAGGAAAAGCACCGAAAAAUCGCUGCUUUUGUCACGUUUCUGUGGAUUAUUGUUGCGGGUGGCGUUUUUCAAACUGGUACCACCCUACAACCGAAGCAAAAACUACUGAAAGUUUUCAGUACUGUCUUUAAUCAGCAACCCAGUGACCUGUAUUGGCUGAACUGCAUCUUAUUCACUGUGACUUUAAGCCCAGUUUCGUGAUAAAGUUACAUACACGUGUUCUGUUCACUUCCAAAUUUGACAUUCCAAAGAGGAAGUCUUAAAGAAAAAGCCCUUGUAUUUCACUUUUCAAACCUUUAUCCUUAUCAAACUUUUUCUUUUUGGAGGGUAGUAACCAUUUAUGAACGGUAUACAAGAUGGGGAAGAUGCUGUCAAAGAUAUUUGGUAACAAAGAGAUGAGAAUAUUGAUGCUCGGACUGGAUGCCGCAGGAAAAACCACCAUCCUUUAUAAGUUGAAACUCGGCCAGUCUGUGACCACCAUCCCAACUGUCGGUUUCAACGUGGAAACUGUCACCUACAAAAACGUCAAGUUCAACGUGUGGGACGUGGGUGGACAAGAUAAGAUCCGUCCCCUCUGGCGACACUAUUACACAGGCACGCAAGGGUUAAUUUUUGUGGUGGAUUGUGCUGAUAGAGAUCGCAUCGACGAAGCCAGGCAAGAACUCCACCGCAUCAUCAACGACCGCGAGAUGCGGGACGCCAUCAUUUUGAUUUUCGCCAACAAGCAAGACCUGCCGGACGCCAUGAAGCCACACGAGAUCCAGGAGAAGCUGGGACUGACGCGCAUCCGGGAUAGGAAUUGGUACGUGCAGCCGUCGUGCGCGACCACCGGUGACGGACUGUACGAAGGCUUAACUUGGUUAACAUCUAACUACAAGUCUUAAUGACACUGGCACUGACUGUUUAGGACAAAUUAACUCAAUAUGGGGAAAAUCACACUCUCCACCGAAUAUUCGUGCUGUUUUGAUUUAGAGUUAACAUUUAUUUUUGGUUCGUUUUCAAACGGCCCUCUUUGAAACAACGUAAUGGGUUUGGCUUGCUUUUAGUUUCCUGUCUACUGUGACGUACCCGUGUCACACACCUUGGACUAUUGCUUAACAUGAUAAAGCAUUCCUGAAUGAAGAUUCUCUAUUUUUUUUUUUCUUUGAUUGUAGGUUUUCUAUAUUUGUUUUCUCUACUUCAGCUUCUUUCUUUGAGAUUUCAGAGACAAAAAAAUUGACUUUGUCUCCUGCAAACAUUCCAAUAGUGUGUUAAAGGCAUUUUAUACCGAGAUGUAUCAAAACUGUCCAGGCAUCCACUGUAGCAAAGCACAGUUUUGCUGAGGAGGUUGUAGCAUACUAAUUGUAGGUAGCUAUGUGGUGUAACAGGUUUUGAACCGUGCCAUAGUUAUGAUAUCACUGACAUCCAAUGAUAAUCAACAUGUAAAUGAGUCCAUGGAACAUUUUAUGCAAAAGUCUAAUCGUGGAAGGCGGGCUUACCACAGACAUAACUUAUAUUCACACAGCAUAAUAGAACUGAGUGAUGUCUUGUGCUCUCGAAAGCUUGAAAAACCACAGAAAGGUGUUUGUCUGCAUUGCAAUGUAGCCCAAAACGAGUUCAACGUUAAAGAGACUUCAUUUUGAAACAUCGAGGGAUGCCUUUUGUAGCCCUUUUACCAUUUAGGCUAACUACAUUGACCAGAUUGUCUUUGACUUACACUCAUGUGUCUCUAAAAUGUGGGAUUGUUACGUUCUUGCAUUUCAAGUGUAGUGCUUGCGGUAGAGUGGACUGAGUUUGUCAUUUUGGAGAGAAAUGUUUCAUUCUAUUCAUUUCCUCUCUUUGCUUUAAUCAUUUUGAGAAACAUGUAUAGAAACAGCUAUGUAAUUGUAACUUCAGAUUAAACUUAGUCAUUUUAAUGCUUUUAGUUCAUUCUUGUUCUGACCAAUUCAUGCCGUCUUUGAUGCCUUUUGAUGCAUGGGAGUUUCCACCGUCAUUUACCAAGCCAAACCAAAGUCAGAUGGAAAAUGAAUUUAGCGCUGCUUAAAAAUUCCUCCAUUUCAUUUUAGUUUUGUUCUAGGUAGCGCACAUGGAAAAUCUUUUCUCGCUUUCCCUGAGUUUGCAGCCCAUAUGUAUUUACACAAUAUUUUCCAAACCCAGGACUCCAAGCACUUUGGAAUCCAUAGCAGAUAAGAUUCUAAAGAAUGUGUGUUGGGUUUAAUGUUUGACCUCGUCAUGUGUUUGCACACAGGACUCCAGACACCUUUCAAACAUAUGUGAACUGGCACAUUUUCAGUGAAUGAUUUAAUUAAUAAUCUAAAAGCCCACCAUUCAUAUAGAGAGCAACAUCACAGUGCAGUAACUCUUAGAUCCUCCUUUAACGUCUUAUCGCAAAUAUUUGUUAUAUGAACAUUUUAGUUUAAUCUCCCAAAAUAAGCUGUGUCAGGAUUGUGCUGUUUUGAAGCGGGUCUGCUCCACACCACGUGCCCCCAGCAAAUCCCACUGUAAAAACAGGAUGUCUCCCACUUGCUCUCUAAAGGCCACACAGCUGCUAAACUGUUGCACACAGAGAAGAGUAAUGGGCGGCUGGUGCUGGACGCCACAAAUGCUGCUCUUGCUGACAAAGCUGCUAAUAACAAGUGCUGUGAUCCCUUGUUGCUUUGUGCGCCAUCUUUAAUGAUUGUUAAACUGCUAGGCUGUCUCUUCUCCCUCACACGCCGGUAUUCAGAUCAGUCGAAGCCACAAGGGCCACAUCAGCCGCUCACAUUGCAGGAAAUGAGCUUGACUGCUGACAUAUUGAUGGUUGUUUUUUGUUUUUCUCCAUUUUUACUGAAGUUUUGGUGCACUUCCUUUUAAAGUGUGAUUUACUGUACUGGUAGUACAGGAAUGGAUACAGAUGUUCAGACUGUAAUCAACUCUGAGGGAUCAAGCAGCUACUGCCAACUUGUUGAAACCUGCUGUUAAACCAUAAUAGAGACUUUUGCAUGUUUGUUAGACAUAUUUACAAGGUCAGAACUGUUUGAAUUACAAAGCAGGUGAUUGUCACACACCAUGUUUUAUGGCUGUGUAUUGUCUUUCUUAUUUGGUUUGUAGUUUGCCGCAUAUGAGUUUAUGAAUA
Sinocyclocheilus rhinocerous is the source of this 3440-nucleotide messenger RNA. Its product is annotated as ADP-ribosylation factor 6. The record is from RefSeq and is a predicted model, not a curated record. Lineage: Eukaryota; Metazoa; Chordata; Actinopteri; Cypriniformes; Cyprinidae. The coding region runs from base 703 to 1230 and encodes 175 amino acids. Gene Ontology annotation, molecular function: GTPase activity; GTP binding. The transcript has 2 exons.